Molecule: messenger RNA, 2656 nt
Organism: Musa acuminata subsp. malaccensis (wild Malaysian banana)
Lineage: Eukaryota; Viridiplantae; Streptophyta; Magnoliopsida; Zingiberales; Musaceae
Source: RefSeq, a predicted model, not a curated record
AUGAAAGAUGCCUACACCCUCAACUUCUUCGAGAGCAACAUAAGCCGCCUGCCGGAAUGGUGCAACAAAGAUGAUUCAAGCUGCAAUGGACGGGGAAGGCGAAGAGGAGCACUUGGUGGAGGAAAGGGAGGUGGAAAUGGUGGCCUUCACCGGCCCCCGCAAACCCGUCUACAGAAAAGGAUCAGGAGAGACUCGUCUUCAAUUUUGGCGAUCUCAGCGUCUUGGUGCGGGGAUACCAGCACGUUCAUCUUCCCCUGGGCGGAGGUCACUGUUACAUUGGAGGAUGUGAUGAUUCUUGGGGGCUUUCCGGUGGCCGGCGAGCCCAUAAGGGGCCCUUUGCACGGGGAGCUCAAAGAGAUCGAGGUGCAAAUGACGGCUGAGCGCAAAAGUUUCAGUCGGUCCCCAAGCAAAAGGCCUAAUCAUAAUCAGUGGAUGAUGCGUUACAUGGAGUGCGAAGGUGACGAGUUAGAGCACAUUGCGUUUCUUGCGUUAUGGCUGUCAAGGUUCGUCUUCCCCGCUCACGCUUUCAAGACUGUGACGCAGAGCGUGCUUCCUGUGGCCAUUAGACUGGCACGAGGCGCGAGGAUCGCCCUUGCGCCUGCGGUGCUUGCAAGCCUCUAUCGAGACUUGGGGAAGGUGAAGGAUUAUUUAGCCGACAGAGGUAGGCAAAAGGUGUCAUCUUUGGUCAUAUGGGCUCCUUUCAAUCUACUUCAGCUGUGGAUUUGGGAGCACUUUGUGGCCUUGAGGCCUGCAGGGCUAAAUGAAGUCAACGACUGUGAACCGAGAGCAGCAAGAUGGCAUAACGUCGGAAAGAAACUCAAGCUGGCAUUAUUGCGUUCAGUUCUUGAAUCGCCUAAUGAGUUCCAGUGGCGUCCUUACACUGUUGGUUUGAGGAAUUGGCACAAACCAUGUUUCUACAAGGACAAGGGGCUGUGGAUUCAUAGCGUUGAAACCCCAGGUGUGGAGCUGAAAUCCUUUGCCCAGUUCUUGAGGAGAAGCGAGCUAGUCGGGCUAGAUUGCAUUGAGCAGUAUUCUCCACAAAGGGUGGCAAUGCAAUUCGGGCUGGAUCAGGACGUACCUGGUUCCGUUGUCCGGACUAAUUUGACCUGGGAAGCAGCAUGGGAGACCUAUGACAUAUCCAGGAAAAAUAUUGUGUUCUAUAUCCCUCCCCAGCUGUUUGAAUCAGAUGUCACUCUCCAGUAUUCAGUUUGGUGGAAGCAGAAGAUUCGACCUCGUGCUACUGGCACGAUUAGUAGUGUGGAACAACCAAAUAGUUCUUUGAAGAGUGCGAAAGUAAUUGCAGGUAAAGUAAGGGGUGUUAAGAAGAUGAAGUCAGUCCAGGUUUUGACUUUCGGCAAGAAAAGGACCAUGCAAGAGUGUUAUGAUAGUGACACCACACUUUCUCACUGGUUUGCUUGUAAUGAUAAUCAGGAAAGCAGGGAAAACAAAUGCAUAAAAACUCAGAAACAUUCAUUAACAUCUUCAGAGAAGCAAAUGCGGCCUAUUCGAGAACAAAAGUCAAAUAAAAUGCCAAAGCUAUCUCAAAAGUUUCCAAAGGAUAUAAAACAGAAUUCAAGUACCCAAUGGCAAACCAAGAGGAAGCAAACCAAAGAAGCAUCUUCCACUGAUCGAUUGGAUGAGGAGAAGCAACUCGAGAGACGGACUGCUGGAGAAUAUGCAUGUGAGCAGAUGCUAAUUAAAAACAGCAGAGAAGCUCUUCAACCUGCACAAUCAGAUUUCUCAAUAGAACUUACAGAAGUUACCAAACAAGAGGAAAAUUCAACAAAAGGCAAACAAUCAAAGAUUCAUGUGAAAUUCAAGAUGUUAAAGCAUGAAAACACUAAGGGCAAGGAGGAUGGAGUGUUGUUGACUGAAGUUACUGAGACAGAAGAUGUGCGAAAAAUAAACCUCAAGGAAGAAAAUUCCCAGGAAAAAGAGGUCGAGGGAAAAAAUGCUGGAGAGCAACAGGUUAAAAACUUGAACAAUGAAAAUGCGGAGGAUGAGGAAGAUAAGACAUUUGUUGAUAAAUUUGAUAAUGAAAACGUUGGAGAAAUGCAAAUUAAAAUGUUAAAGAAGCAAAAUUCUGCAGACAAGAAUGAUAAGGAAAUUAUAAGAAAUGAUUACAGAGAUUCUGGAGAAUCCUUUUUUGACCAGAUACUGAAAAUGGUACCUGAAAAAACUCUUCCUCUGGAACAGGAAGAGAAACUGAAACAGAGAAAAGGAAAGAAAUUUUCACCAAAAGCUGAAGAAUCAGUGCAUGAAAUGGAGAUAAAAGAACUCAAGAAAGAAAUUGCUGCAAUAGAGGCAAGAGUAAUGGCCUUGGAAUCACUGGCUGAGGUUCAUACCUAGCAUAAUAACACCUAGUUUGUGCUUUCUUUAGUAGUUAGUGUACUGAAAAUGAGAUGCUAUACUUGUUUUGCUGACUAACAUUUAGCUAAUCAAAUGCUUUUAGUUUCUUCAACUGCAUGAAAUGUUGUUUGAUAGUAAACAAUCUUUUUAUGCUGAAUAUUUGAUGAUUAAAGUUAGAGAUAGGAUGCUUCUUAAGUGCAAAUCUUGUAAUCCUUCUAAAGUUGCACAGAAGGCUUGUUAUAACAUAUUGUGCUUGUAGAAACAACCAACUUAUAAAAAAGGCUUCUGCAUCUUGCAGACUGUUGUA